GCCACCAACCCCCUCCAUCCUCCCCCCCAACCUAGCCGUUCUAUAUAAACCGCUCCUGCAGUUCUUCCUCUGGACAUUACCCAGAUUCCGGCUGCGUCGCGAGAUCCUUGAAAUCUCGCCGAUUUUGUGCCAGGAAGGAGCGGAAAUCUGAAUCUGAGGGGCUAAUCUACCGUUUCAGUAAUGGCUCUACCGAACGCCGCCGUCCUGUCGUCGAAAUCGAUAAUCCAGUCGCAGAAUCUCAUCCCUGGGGGACUUUCUCCUACAAUCCCCUGCACUUCAUCGAUUCCGGCCGUGCGCCGCAACAUCUCGGCCGUGCAUGCGGCUGAGCCGGUGAAGAAGCCGGUCGUCGCUCCGGUUAAGAAGUCGGCUGAGAAAUGGGCGCCGGAGACCUGGAAGACGAAGAAGGCGCUGCAGCUUCCAGAGUAUCCCGACGAGGCGGAGCUCGAGUCGGUGCUGAAGACGAUGGAAUCGUAUCCGCCGCUGGUGUUCGCCGGGGAGGUCAGGAGCCUGGAGGAAAGACUGGCGCAGGCCGCAUUGGGACAAGCCUUUCUUCUUCAAGGCGGCGACUGUGCCGAGAGCUUCAAGGAGUUCAACGCUAACAAUAUACGAGAUACUUUCCGGAUUCUUCUGCAGAUGAGCGUUGUCCUCUCCUUCGGUGGCCAGUUGCCUGUUGUUAAGGUUGGAAGAAUGGCUGGCCAAUUUGCCAAACCAAGAUCGGACCCGUACGAGGAAAAAGAUGGCGUGAAGCUGCCGAGCUACAAAGGCGACAACAUCAACGGCGAUUCCUUUGAUGAGAAGUCAAGAAUUCCCGAUCCCCACAGGAUGAUAAGGGCUUAUUGCCAGGCUGCAUCGACUCUCAACCUUCUCCGGGCCUUUGCCACUGGUGGAUAUGCUGCGAUGCAGAGGGUUACUCAGUGGAAUCUUGAUUUUGUCGAGCACAGCGAGCAGGGUGACAGGUAUCAAGAAUUGGCUCACAGGGUCGACGAGGCUUUGGGAUUCAUGGAGGCUGCUGGGCUUACCGUUGAUCAUCCUGUUAUGUCGACAACAGAAUUCUGGACCUCCCAUGAGUGCUUGCUGCUGCCUUAUGAGCAAGCCCUCACUAGAAAAGAUUCGACUUCUGGCCUCUAUUAUGGCUGCUCUGCCCACAUGCUUUGGGUCGGUGAACGUACACGUCAGCUGGACGGUGCGCACGUUGAAUUCUUGAGAGGAGUUGCCAAUCCACUUGGCAUCAAGGUGAGCCAAAAGAUGGACCCGAAUGAACUGACUAAAUUGAUCGACAUCUUGAAUCCCACCAACAAGCCGGGAAGGAUAACUGUCAUAGUCAGAAUGGGUGCCGAAAACAUGAGGGUUAAGCUGCCGCAUUUGAUCAGGGCCGUUCGACAGGCUGGGCAAAUCGUGACUUGGGUUUGUGACCCUAUGCAUGGGAACACCAUCAAGGCACCUUGUGGACUCAAAACCCGCGCUUUCGAUGCAAUCUUGGCGGAGGUGAGGGCUUUCUUCGACGUGCACGAGCAAGAAGGCAGCAACCCAGGUGGGAUCCAUCUGGAGAUGACGGGGCAGAACGUAACGGAAUGCAUCGGAGGGUCGAGAACGGUGACGUUCGAUGACCUGAGCUCCCGCUACCACACCCACUGCGACCCGAGGCUGAAUGCGUCUCAGUCGCUCGAGCUUGCUUUCAUCGUGGCGGAGAGGCUAAGGAAGAAACGGAUGGCCACUAACCGUCUGAUGCCUUGAAUAGAUAGGCGCCGCCGCGCACUCUAAUUAGCCGAUACUCCGGGUCGGGUCGGGUCGAGAUGUGGUAAAAAUUUGGUCUGUGGAUGUUUGUUAUUGUUAUUGUUAUGACAGUGGUAGUAAUAGUAAUAAUAAGUGUGUACAAUCGACAAUGCAAUGGUAACAAGCAAGAAGGGGGUUUUUGUAUGCUAUGCUUAAUUUGGUUCAUUCUUGGGGUAACUGUCGAGUCUAGUUUGAGUCUAUUUUAUGGAGGGAGUAUUAUUAUAUAUACAAUAUAUAUAUAUAUAUAUAUAGAGAGAGAGAGAGAGAGAGAGAGAGAGAGAGAGAGAGAGAGAGAGAGAGAGAGAGAGAGAGAGCUUUUACCAUAUUUGUCGUUGGAGUUGAACUCAUCUCGGUUGGCGUUGCUGUAAUGUUUUAUGUUCAUAGCCUUUUCACUUUUGUGUCGUUUGUACUUUGUACUCUGUUUCUAUCACAUCAGCUUUAACGUUUCAUGUAUUUUUUUCA
Molecule: messenger RNA, 2235 nt
Organism: Andrographis paniculata
Lineage: Eukaryota; Viridiplantae; Streptophyta; Magnoliopsida; Lamiales; Acanthaceae
Product: phospho-2-dehydro-3-deoxyheptonate aldolase 2, chloroplastic-like
Exons: 5
Coding region: 181-1734 (517 amino acids)
Biological process (GO): aromatic amino acid biosynthetic process
Molecular function (GO): 3-deoxy-7-phosphoheptulonate synthase activity
Source: RefSeq, a predicted model, not a curated record